Penicillium odoratum is the source of this 372-nucleotide messenger RNA. RefSeq lists its product as uncharacterized. NCBI's taxonomy places the organism in Eukaryota, Fungi, Ascomycota, Eurotiomycetes, Eurotiales, Aspergillaceae. Bases 1 to 372 code for a protein of 123 amino acids. The transcript has 2 exons. The record is from RefSeq and is a predicted model, not a curated record.
AUGAAACCAUACAGUGUGCUCGCCCCAUACCUGCCCUUUACUCUACUAAAGCAACCGAUUGCUCAGCCAGCUUUCGUUGCCCUCGGUGGCGUUAGACACGAAUCUACUUUGAACAAGUGGAAAGGCUCAUCAACAGACGACCAUUCCACUCAGAGAUCUAAGAAAGGAGAUACAUACGAUAUUGCCUCCGAGGCAUCCGCGUCUGGCAUGGAAGAAAGACAGGAGAAUCAGGGGAUCGCGGACCAGACCAAGUCCCAGGGCACCACACAGAGAGGCGGUAUUAAGAGCAGUAAAAAGGCUAAGGCGGAGCACCCAGCGGCUCCAGAGCCUAUAAUUGGAAUGAAUGAUGAGCGAGCACAGAAGGGCCAUUGA